UUGUUCAAAUUCUAUGAUGAAAUCUUCUUACAAGUUUGUCAUGCAUCCCUAAGUUAUCUAUACAUGUACACCUUAUUAAACUAAUCAUAUGUAAUCCAUGAUUACGAUCUGUUUUUCGUGCUUUUUGUGCUUUUCUGCCUCUUUUCACUCCUAUAAGUAAUGCUUUGAUGAGAUUCUUGCAACCCCACAGCCUGUCUGCUCCCAUGCUCCUGUCACUAUAUCUUUUAUUGAUCCAUCUUUCUGUUUCUCUCUCCAGUUUUCCACAACCCAGAAAGUCAGUACCAACUUCCAUUUUAUAUAGCAAUCCGAUCUCCCUUUUUUCUUAGACAUAAGUUGCAAAAAUGUUUUGAGAACAGGAAGACGGCAAAAUUCUCACACAAUGGAGAUUUCAGAAAAUUGUUUCCCGAAGCCUCCAGUCUACGACGAAAUAUUCAUGCAGCAGAGCUUGCAAUUCGCUGAUAGUUUGAAGGAUUUGAAAAAUAUACGGCAACAAUUGUACUCUGCUGCUCAGUACUUUGAGUCGUCCUACAACAAAGUCGAUCACAAACAAUUUGUUGUAGAAUCAUCGAAAAAUUAUGUGGCUAAAGCUCUUGUGAACACUGUGGACCACUUGGGCUCAGUGGCUGAUAAGCUCAACGGAUUGUUGGACCAAAAGGCUAAUCAAUUCUCUUCAAUGACGUCCAGAUUUUCUUGCAUUGAACAGAGAUUUAGCACAUCUCAGGGAUUUAUGAACUUGGGAGGGCUGUCGCGAAGCAUGUUAAUGGUAGAAGCUAAUUACGGGCACCAUAAGCGUUACUUUCUUACAGGUGCAGAGAAUCGUGGGUUAGGCAGCAAAUCAAAGGAGUUGUACAGAAAUUGCACCUCAUGUCCCCCAUACGAUUUGCAGCAACCCAAGCAAGAUAACUCAUUUUCUCAAGCAGCACGAAUGAAGCCACAUCGACCCUUAUUGAGGAAAGAAGAGUCGAGGAUGCCUUCAACACAACCUUCUCCGAAUCGACCUAGUUUUUCUUUCAUGAAGGUGGUUUUCCCUGACAAAGAACCAGGGAGGCGUUCAGUUUCUCCAUUUCGUUUCCCAUUGAGGCGCUCAGGAUCCAUCGAGAACAGAUCCGUUUCCCCCAGCCCCCCUAUCAAUAAACAGCUUUGCAGGGUAGAGCCUCGGCGUGCAGUUUCAGCAUGUAGAAGAGCAGAGGUUACAAAUAGGGAAAGGGAGAUGGAAUCUUACACCAAAAGAAGUAAGCAUCUCUUCAAAGCUCUGAUCAGCGUUCACACUUCCAGGAAACAAGUUCUGCUUCAGAAGCAUUAAUUCUGAGUCUUUAAGGAAAAUUGUAAUUUUAAUCCUAUAAGUACGGGGACGUGCUACUUUUAAUUUCGUAUGAAUCUAUUUUAACAAUUUUGUCUUGUAAUUUUAAACAUUUCGCUCAAAAAUGGCCGCACUUUGCUAAAACCGGAAGAAAAAUAUGCCCAAUGAAACUGAUCAUAUGCACU
Molecule: messenger RNA, 1485 nt
Organism: Sesamum indicum (sesame)
Lineage: Eukaryota; Viridiplantae; Streptophyta; Magnoliopsida; Lamiales; Pedaliaceae
Product: protein ABIL4
Source: RefSeq, a predicted model, not a curated record